CAUCGGUGGCAGUUAUACAGUUUGGUUUAAUUUUAUGAUUUAAGUUGAUGUAAAUAUUUUGUUUAUAAGUUGUGAAAAGGUUACCAGAGCGGAACCAAUGUUAAUUUGUUGUUUCAUUUAGGUACAUAUUUUUAGUUACACACCACACACUGCAGAGGGCAGCAUGUUUUUCUUCUUUUCUUUGUUGGAGAGAUUUGGUGAGGCACCGAGGCUCGUGUUGCAAGAAGCUACACGAAGUUUACUAACCCUUUCAGGUUGAAGCGGCCAAUGAGUUCUCACGGCGAAGUUAUUAAAUGCCAGUAACAACCCAAGAACGCCUUGUGUCCGUUUUCUGCCUGGAGGGAGUUAUAGUGAGAACUCAGUCUGCUCGACAUGAGGUGAGGAGACGAGGAACUGUGCCGUCCAGCCACUGAGUAGCAAAGAAGAUUCAUCGCACUCUAGCAUCACACAGAUAAGAUUGUGCUACACCAGAAACCGAAGCAGCAAGCGCUUUAAAGUUUACAUUGAUGUUCCAACAAGUGAUACAUUUAAAACAAGUUAAAUGUUAGGAAGUGGAUCAACUUUGUUAAGUACUUUUAAGGAGUAAUCUGGUGCUCUGCAUACGUUUUUUGUCCAAGUUAAAGGUUUUAUCUAAGAUUUUUGUAGGUGAAGUCAUUUUAUAUAUUCCUGUCAUUUAGAUGCUAAAAGUGUUGAAUAAUUAAGUGCUCAGUUUUGUACGUUGUUGGUUCUCGAAACAGUUCACGUUUAUGUAAUUUAAGCUGAUAUUUAUUCAAGCAUUUUCUUAAGGUUUGAAGUGGUGUGAAAAAUAUUUUCUAUUAUUCAUUCUUAUUAUUCAUUCGUUUGUAGCUAUUAUUUCAACUACUUGAGUUGUUAUUGUUAAGUCAUUAGUUCUGUAAACUAUAGCUAAAAGUUAUCUUGAGCCAAGUAAUAAGUAAAAGUUGCAUAAUGGAGCAAAUGACUGACACUGAAACUAAGAAGGGCGACUUACUUAAAGACAGUAAUGGCGCAGCUCUACAGCAGUCAUUUGAAACAGAAGAGCCAAGAAGAAGCCACAGGACUAGAAAGCUUACUGAAAAGGCUCAAGAACUGCAUGAUGACAAAUCAAAAAAACUGCAGGAUCGUUUUACCAAUACUUACAAUAAAUGGAAAGUGACUGCAAAGCAAGCUAAAAAGGUGAUAAACGGAACUCCCUCUAUUGAGGUUGUGCAGGAAUUGAUGAGUAAGAUAASUUGUGCAUCUGCAGAUGUGAAGCACAGUUAUGAAGAACUGCGCAAAUGUGUUCCCCCAUGUAGUGAGAUCCGUCGCARAGUAGACACCUGUGAUGCUGUAUCUGAAAUAAUCUUGAAAAAUGCAUCCAGUUAUCUUCACAACCAGGAUGACGAAGAUGAUCAGACAGAGGAUGUUGUCUGGCCUGAGUCUGGUUCUGUGUUUCUAUCUUCAGUCUCUAAAGCCACAGGUAAAAAUUCUCGAAGUUCAAUCUCUGCUAGCAGUUCAAGCAUUAAGUCCCGACAGUCGAGCCUUUCCUCUAUUAGGAGACAGGAGGCUGCAGCAGARCUAGCUGCUACACARGCUGCUUUAAAGGUUCUGCAAGAGAUAGAAAGUGAACAACAAGAACUUGAAAACCUCGAAGAAGAAGAUAGAAAGAGGAUGGCAUUACAAGAGGAAGAAAAUGUAGCAAGAAAGAAAGCACUGGAAGAAAAACGCAGACAAAUAGAACGUCUACAGACUGUUAAGUUAAGUGCGGCAAAGGCACGGCUGCAAGUUUAUGAACAAGAAGCAAGCUCAGAUGAAGAAAUUGCAGAGUUACUUCAUAACCGGUCAGUUGAACGACGUCGAUCUUCAGGAGCUAAAAGAAGUUCCUAUGAGCAUCCACCCCAAGCAGACAGUGCCACAGUUCUUGCUGAAGCAAUAGCAGAGUCUAUUAAUGUGAGCCGUCUCCCAGUACCUGAACCUUCUGUWUUUACUGGAGACCCACUAAGAUACAAGGACUGGAAGAUGUCAUUUCAAACACUAAUAGGCAGGAAAAACAUCCCAGUAAACGAAAGAGUUUACUACCUUCGUAAAUACGUUGGUGGAUCAGCAAGAAAAGCCAUUGAAA
Messenger RNA from Poecilia reticulata (guppy), 2098 nucleotides. Lineage: Eukaryota; Metazoa; Chordata; Actinopteri; Cyprinodontiformes; Poeciliidae. The record is from RefSeq and is a predicted model, not a curated record.